Brachypodium distachyon (stiff brome) is the source of this 2900-nucleotide messenger RNA. Its product is annotated as subtilisin-like protease SBT1.9. Gene Ontology annotation, biological process: proteolysis. The record is from RefSeq and is a predicted model, not a curated record. Gene Ontology annotation, molecular function: serine-type endopeptidase activity. The coding region runs from base 216 to 2531 and encodes 771 amino acids. NCBI's taxonomy places the organism in Eukaryota, Viridiplantae, Streptophyta, Magnoliopsida, Poales, Poaceae. The transcript has a single exon.
UCGAUGGUUUCUGGAUGAAGUUAAGAGAACGAUGCCCUCGAUGCCGCGUCCUGGCACAAGACAACGGAUGAAGAAUAACCCUGUCCCGUGUACAUCGAUCCCGAUGAACGCAAUGCGCCGUCUUGCAUCUGUGGAUGGAACCAAUACUCCAUGUCACCGUAUAGUAUAAAGGACACCCCAUGCUUCGAUAGCAAUUCCAUCGCCAACGUUACAACAUGGCAGGUGCAUUGCACGCGCAUCCAUCGCUGCUGCUGCUAGCGCUAGUGAUCAGCCCAUGGCUCCUCAUCUGCGCCACCUUCCUUGCUCCGGUGGCCGCCGCCGAGCGGGCAUCGUACAUUGUCCAUAUGGACAAGUCCGCCAUGCCGCCGCGGCACUCCGGCCACCGUGCGUGGUACUCCACCGUCGUGGCUUCUCUCGCGGACGAUUCCUCAACGGACGGCCGCGGCGAGCUCUUCUACACGUACGACGAUGCGCUCCACGGCUUCGCGGCCACUCUCUCGGCCUCCGAGCUCCGCGCGCUGAGCAGCGUUCCGGGCUUCGUGUCCGCCUACCCUGACCGCCGCGCCGACGUCGGUGCCCGCCACGACACCACGCACUCCACGGAGUUCCUCGGUCUCAGCCCGCUCGCAGGGCUCCUGCCGGCCGCCAAGCUCGGCGAGGGCGUCAUCGUCGGCAUGAUCGACACCGGGGUGUGGCCCGAGAGCGCGAGCUUCGACGACGCCGGCAUGUCGCCCGCGCCGUCCAAGUGGCGCGGCACCUGCGAGCCGGGCCAGGCGUUCACCGCCGCCAUGUGCAACCGGAAGCUCAUCGGGGCGCGCUACUUCAACAAGGGGUUAGUCGCUGCGAACCCCGGCAUCACACUCACCAUGAACUCGACGCGUGACUCGGAGGGCCAUGGCACGCACACGUCGUCCACAGCCGCGGGGAGCUUCGUGAAGUGCGCGUCCUUCUUCGGCUACGGGCUCGGCACGGCGCGCGGGGUCGCGCCGCGCGCCCAUGUCGCCAUGUACAAGGUCAUCUUCGACGAGGGCCGGUAUGCGUCCGACGUGCUGGCCGGCAUGGACGCGGCCAUCGCGGACGGCGUCGACGUCAUCUCCAUCUCCAUGGGCUUCGACGGCGUGCCGCUCUACGAGGACCCCGUGGCCAUCGCCGCGUUUGCCGCCAUGGAGCGAGGCAUCCUCGUCUCGUCCUCGGCUGGGAACGCCGGCCCGCGGCCCCGCUCAUUGCACAACGGCAUACCGUGGGUGCUCACCGUCGCGGCUGGCACCGUGGACCGGAAGAUGUUCUCCGGCACUGUGACUUACGGCAACACGACGCAGUGGACCAUAGCCGGCGUCACCACGUACCCGGCGAAUGCCUGGGUGGUGGACAUGAAGCUGGUCUACAACGAUGCCGUAUCAGCGUGCAGCUCAGCCGCGUCGCUGGCGAACGUAACGACAAGCAUAGUCGUGUGCGCUGACACCGGGAGUAUCGACGAGCAGAUAAACAACGUAAACGAGGCUCGUGUCGCCGCGGCCAUCUUCAUCACGGAGGUGUCAUCUUUUGAGGACACCAUGCCGCUGCCAGCCAUGUUCAUCCGCCCGCAAGACGCGCAGGGGCUGCUGAGCUACAUCAACUCAACGGCGAUCCCGAUAGCGAGUAUGAGCUUCCAGCAGACCAUCCUCGGCACGCGGCCGGCGCCGGUGGUCACGGCUUACUCCUCACGUGGCCCGUCGCGGAGCUACCCGGGCGUGCUGAAGCCGGACAUACUGGCGCCAGGGAACAGCAUACUCGCGUCGUUUGCCCCCGUAGGUCCGACGGGACUGAUAGGCCAGACCUCUCUGCGCAGCGAGUUCUACGUCGCGUCCGGGACAUCAAUGGCGUGCCCGCAUGCCAGUGGUGUGGCGGCGCUGCUGCGCGCGGCUCACCCGGACUGGAGCCCGGCCAUGAUCAAGUCCGCGAUGAUGACCACGGCGACCACCAUCGAUAACACGUUCCGCCCGAUCGUCGAUGCCGGCAGCAUCGUCAGCGGCAACGGCAGUGCCGCCGCGGCCAGCCCGUUGGCCAUGGGCUCCGGGCACGUGAGCCCCAACUCCGCGAUGGACCCUGGGCUGGUGUACGACGUCGGGCCGGCGGACUUCGUGGCGCUGCUGUGCGCCGCGAACUACACCAACGCGCAGAUCAUGGCGAUCACGAGGUCGUCGACGGCGUACAACUGCUCCACCUCUUCCAACGACGUGAACUACCCGUCGUUCAUCGCCAUCUUCGGCGCCAACGCCACCUCCGGGGACGCACGCUUCAGCAGGACCGUGACCAGCGUCGGGGCCGGCCCGGCAACAUACAAGGCGUCCUGGGUGUCGUCGAGCAACGUCACCGUGGCUGUGACGCCGGCGACGCUGGAGUUCAGCGGGCCGGGGCAGAAGGCGACGUUCCAGGUGGAGAUCAAGCUCACCGCUCCGGCUGCUCCAGGAGGCGAGCCCGCAUUUGGGGCCGUCGUUUGGGCGGAUGCCAGCGGCAAGUACCGGGUCAGGACUCCAUAUGUCGUGCUUUGAUGUUCUCCCUAGUUACUUGUCCAUGUCGUUCCAGUACAACACAGCAAGUCUGGGUUGGAAUAAUUAUCGCCGCGAACAUGUAUGCAUCAACUCAUUUGGUAGACAGGUGAUGCAACAAAUUGAGUUCCUUUUUUUGCAACAUAUUGAGUUCGGUGAUGAGAAACCAAAUAUGAAAUACUAAAUGGUUGCUCGUGAUCUUUUAGAAGGUAGCUGAACUAUCCCAUGGCAGUUUAUGGUGUUCUCCUUUUCCUGUUGCUGUUUUUCCAAAAGCCCAUGCAAAAUCCUCGAAUUUGGUACGACAAACUUAACUAUGCCUAGUUAUGUACAAGUUACAGCUGUACAUUACAACACAGCAGAACACUUCAAAAA